GUAACACGUAAACAUGCCUGGAUAAGCUUGUAACCUAGUGAAAUUUCUACAAAAGCCUCUAAAGUUCCCGCGAAAGUCAGGCGUAUACAUUUGAUACUGUUUUUUUUUAUUAUUAUUAUUUUUCCGACAAGACAAGGAGAUAUUCUUCCUUGUGUGUGGUACGAGCUGCCUUUCCAGGUUGAACUGGAGUUUACGCAUCUAUGGAGCAGAAGCUUGCAGAGUUUAGAGCCCGACGACAGGCGGAAAAAGGCAUGAAAAAGUGCGAACCUGCUGAUUCUCUGCCCAGACAACAGAGAAAAGGGGACCCUGUUCAGUCUGACAGCAGUCAACAACCAGAGGAACCAGAAAACAACCAAACUGCAAACAGCAGCUCUCAAAGCAGGGAUUGUAGGGACUGGUUGCUAGACAGUACUCUGGGAAGAUGGUUUGCUUCGAGACAGCUGGUCCUCUCCAACAUUAUGCUGCUCAAAGUACUGCUGUGGCUGGUUCUGCUGGGUCUCUUUGUUGAACUGGAAUUCGGCCUGCCCUUCUUUGUUAUGUCUCUGUUCUACUGGCUGUAUGAAGGACUGCGCAGCCCAGAACCCAAAAAGCCAGGAGAAUUGAGUGCUUAUUCUGUGUUCAACCCGGACUGUCAGCCUCUUCUUGGCUCACUCACUGCAGAGCAGCUGGAAGGGGAGAUGGGCUACAGACCUCUGGCCAACAGAUAAAGUGCUCGUCAUUUACACAACUUAAAGGGCAUAAUUGCAAUUCUUUGUUUGUUUCUUUGAAUAAUGGUUAUCAACUGUGUUUCUUACGUAUGUAUUGCACAUAAAAUUAAAGCUGAUAUACUUACUGUUUUCUACUCUUUUAUGCUGUAACAUUUUUAACAGGAAGCGGAGUUGUAAAUGUAGAGAAAAACUAUCUACCUUCUCUCCAUUAGUCUCUACAUCACUGCUUACCUUUCAAACAUUAAUUACCUUAAUUGCUAAAAAGUUCCUAAAUGUCAGUGAUAAACUGGCGAUUAUUGUCUUUUGGAUUCCCAAAUUAGUUUAGUCGUGUUUGCUUUAAUAAGAAUAAGCUUUAUUUGCCAAGCUUGCGCACGCAAACAAGGAAUUUGACUUCAGUUCCACUUUCCUUUCAAUGUUCAGCAUUUGGUGUAGCUCCAACCCAAAGGUAAAAAUCUAAACAUUUUGUGUUCAGGAUGUGUGGGAGAUAUUAGCUGCCUUUUUCCUGACCCCAGACCUGUACACGUCCUGGAUGGAGGGAAGGUCAGCUUUGACAGGGAUGCUAUUCAAUCUUGAAAAAUAUAGAAAAGUAUGGAACAGUGUGUUAGUUUCCAGGCUUUACUAUUUAUUCUCUGAUGUUGAAGAUCAACAAAAAUUAAAUUCUAAAAUAUUGUGUUUUUUACAAUGAUUUAUUCACCGUUACACCUUGUUGUGAGGUGAGGGUUUUAACGGUACCUGUUGUGAUUAAACUGUAGCAUAAAACUGCAGAAUAAACAUAUCAAAGAUUA
Molecule: messenger RNA, 1492 nt
Organism: Girardinichthys multiradiatus
Lineage: Eukaryota; Metazoa; Chordata; Actinopteri; Cyprinodontiformes; Goodeidae
Gene: saysd1
Product: SAYSVFN motif domain containing 1
Exons: 2
Coding region: 201-707 (168 amino acids)
Source: RefSeq, a predicted model, not a curated record